AUCCUUACCUGUGUGGAGGCAGGAGGCCCCACCCCCUCGCUCCUGACUGGCUGCUGGGGGAGUGUCACCUGGGCCUUCCCCUGAACUUCUUCUCAGAAAGAGGCCCUGUUGCAUGCAUUCCAUUCUCAAAAGGAGUGAGGAAAAGUAACUUCUCUGCCAUCCCUCUCAAGCAAUUAUAUCAUCUGCCGCACUCUCCUCCGAGCCUCUUAAGGAAGAAGUGGGUUUCUCCAGAAGCAAGCAAGCGAGGGGGAUGGAGAACGAAGCCUUCGCCUCGUUCCUCUUCUUCGGGACUCUUUUGGUCCUCAAAAUGUAUGCCGUGGCCGUCAUCACUGGGCAGGUGCGCCUCCGGAAAAAGGCUUUUGCCAAUCCUGAGGACGCCUUGCGACACGGAGGGCUGCAGUAUCACAGAGAAGACCCCGAUGUGGAACGCUGCCUGAGGGCCCACCGCAACGACAUGGAGAACAUCCCACCCUUCCUCUUUCUGGGGGCCGCCUACUCCUUCCUGGGCCCCGACCCGACUCUAGCCCGCCUCCACUUCCUGGCCUUCUUCCUGGGGCGCCUGGCACACACCGUGGCCUACCUGCUCCGCCUGCGGGCCCCCCUCCGCUCCGUGGCCUACGUGGCUGCCCAGGUCUCCUGCCUCUCCAUGGCCCUCCAGAUCCUCCUCGCCGGAUUCCGUCGCGAGCCAUGAUACCCCCCACCCCUGCCCGCCUGCCCCUGGACUUUGCACAGCCCUCUCCUUUGGCACCAUCCUGUAUAUAUAUAUACCCCACACCGCCAUGGGAUUGCGUGGGAGGCCUCAAGGACAAGUGGAUUCCUCCUCAAUAAAACCAAAAUGCCUUGUG
Molecule: messenger RNA, 845 nt
Organism: Anolis sagrei ordinatus
Lineage: Eukaryota; Metazoa; Chordata; Lepidosauria; Squamata; Anolidae
Gene: PTGES
Product: prostaglandin E synthase
Biological process (GO): prostaglandin biosynthetic process
Cellular component (GO): membrane
Molecular function (GO): prostaglandin-E synthase activity
Source: RefSeq, a predicted model, not a curated record